This is a messenger RNA of Oncorhynchus mykiss (rainbow trout), 2453 nucleotides long. Lineage: Eukaryota; Metazoa; Chordata; Actinopteri; Salmoniformes; Salmonidae. The record is from RefSeq and is a predicted model, not a curated record.
UUCAUCGUCAGAUCAAAUAACUACAAAGAUGGAGAACAUGAAGAUGGCUGAGCCUAAUGAUAGCACGAUUUAUCCAAAAAAGGAACACUGUCACUCAUUCUCCUUCAGUUGCCCAGCUCGUAAAAUAACCAAAGAGGAAAUCACCUGCACCAACCCUGGAACAAUAUUGAGAGCUCUUGGAACUAAUGACACAUUCGAGGAGUUAAACCAAAUGGACAGGAACACACCGAAAGAGAAAGACAUUGUCAUCAGCAGUUCUCACGGGUACAUAGUGAAGCACUUUCCAUGUUGGCUGAUCAAAGAGGAUGACCAUCUCACUAUUAAGAUGGUCACACAUGCCACAGAUGAACCUGCAGGGGUCACGGAUCAGGAAACAGACAAUUAUGUCACUUUCUCUGUUGAGACAACGGGAGGGAAAAACAGCAAAUCAAAACAAAUACUUGGAAACAGCCAACUGGAGUCCUACAGACCUCUAUGUGUCUAUGCAAAACAGGAGGAGGAAGUGAAGAAGGCUCUACGAAAUGAUGGACGCUUCUCAAACAUUGUGUUUGAACAGAAAUGCCAGCUCUCUGAGCGAUCAACAGGAAGCAAGGUUUCAAUGGGGCAAAUUGCAAAAAAACUUAAUGGUAGAAACUUUGAAAUCUGUCUGACAAAGCAUAAGGAGAAAACGGCAAUUAAGAUGGAAACAUCUGACUCCACAAUAAAAACAAAAAACAUUGUAACCACGCAAACAUCUCUGUUCAACCCAAGCCCUGACUCUGAAGGAGACGGCACACAGAUGUCUCCAUCGACGCUAACAACACAAACAUCAGAUGUAGGGGAGUCCUCUUCGAGAAGAAAGCAGAAACGAAAAUGCAUUCCCGUGCCAAAACAUGGUGAAAUAUUGACGAUCCUUCGCAACCAGUUUGAAGAUCUGGUGAAGCAGAUGGAAAGUAGGAGGGAGGACAGCCAACAGAAGACAUUUCCUGAAGAGUUGGAUCUCAUGAAGCAGGAAUUCGGGAAAAUCAGACAAAAGUUCUCUGAGGUUCACAGAGUGAAGAAAUUGAUUAAACUUGGUGCCUCCGUUUGUCAGGUGAUUGUUGAAGGUGUUCAGGGUGUUCUGGGGACAGGCUUCGUGCUGUUUGACAACUACAUCCUAACAAAUGCACAUUUGUUUGGUGAAAAUGUAAGAGAAAACAUACAGUUGUUAGUCGAUGUAUCUGUAAAGUUCAACUAUGAAAAUCCAAAUGGAUCCGAUGUGGACGUAUUCAGAGCAAAAACCCUGCUGAUCGACUUUCAAUAUGAAGAUAAGGGAAAACAUCAUACAGACUAUGCCAUACUGGAGCUGGAUCCUCAGAAUAAGAAACAACGGCAAAAGGUUCCUCCUGGUCUCCUCCGUGAAUAUGGCCCAGUCCCAGCAUGCGGUGGGGCCUGCCUCAUUGGACACCCAGGUGGACUGGUGAAACAAAUGGAACCCACCUCCAUCAUUGGCAGUGAGAUAAGAGAGGAGGCUGCGAAUAAAUAUAAACGGGAAAAGGGACAUGCAAUCUUCACAAUAAACGAUGCCCUUGAAAAAGAGAAAAAGCGUUACGAGGAAGUGAUGCAGGAGAACAAGGACGACUUUGUGACCUACAACACCUCCUUCUUCCAUGGAUCUUCUGGCUCGCCAGUCUUCGAUGACCUUGGUCGAGUGUUUGGCAUACAUACUGGUGGCUUUGAAUAUGAGGAUAAGCGCACUCAGAGCAAACAGAGUGUGUUAGAGUACGCCCUCCCUCUGCUCCCCAUAUUACGGAACUUUGUCAUCCGUUUGGAGGAGGACAACAAUCAGGCAGUUUUGAAAAGAGUUAAGGAAGAGGUACAGGAAAACGUCUUCCUGAAUGAGGCUCUUUUCACGACAGAUGGUGAUGAGCCUAUGGAUAUGUCGUAGGAGAUUGUUGCAAAUACAGCUAAUUCAAUGCCACCCAGUGGUUGUCCUGGGAACAACACAACAAUGCCACCCAGUGGUUCUCUUUGCAAAUACUGUAACGUUAGUAUUUAUGUUCAACCAUUCCACUAGUGCCUUUUGGGCAUUUUUAGGAUAUUGAUAGAUUACUUGUCCGAGGUCAAAGGUACAUGUUUAAAAAAAAUAAAAUGUUUUGUUUUAUCUCAUGCACCUUUGUUUUCUGUAAUUCUCAUCACUGGUUCCUUAUGAUGUAUUCUGCAUUUCUGUGAAGCAUGGUUUCUUUUGAAAAAUAUACUUUGGUCUCAGUGGGCCUUCUCUGCAAAAAUAAACAUUUAAUAGAUUAAGACAUCUACCUAGAUCAGAUUGCAACUAUCUAAAUAUUGUUUUAUUGUGUUCUACAUUUUGAUUACUUGUCUUUUUCUUUAACUUGUUGAAUAGAGUAAUGUGGAAUAGAAUCAUGUUGAAUAGAAUCGUGUUGAAUAGAAUCAUGUUGAAUAGAAUCAUGUUGAAUAGAAUCAUGUUGAAUAGAAUC